AGACAUGAAAAAUUUCAGAAGCCCCCCCAGACUAAAGCCCUAUAAAUGUGAGGAAUGUGACCUAUGCUUUGGUCAAAGGUCACACCUUGUUAGACAUCAGAAAAUCCACACUGGAGAGAAACCUUAUCAGUGUCUGGAAUGUGGGAAUUUUUUCAGUGAAAGAGGCAGUCUCAGAAACCAUGAGAGGCUUCACACAGGGGAGAAACCUUACAAGUGCUGGGAAUGUGGGAGGAGCUUUUCUUGGAAGGCAAGUCUUUGGGCCCAUGAGAAGGUUCACAGAGGGGAGAAAAACGAAAAGUGCCUCGAAUGUGGGAAAUGUUUUAUCUCAAAAUCAAUCCUAGUGCAACAUCAGAGACGUCACACCAGAGAGAGACCCUAUGAAUGCCCAGAAUGUGAGAGACGAUUUAUGUUUCCUUCUCUACUUCAGAGGCACCAGAAGGGGCACAAACGGGAGAAAUCCUAUCCAUGUAGGGAGUGUGGGAAAGGUUUUCUUACACAAACAGAGCUUCAGCUUCACGAAAGAAUCCACACAGGGGAAAAACCAUACAAAUGUGAGGAGUGUGGGAAAUGCUUUUCCCCAAAACAAAGCCUUGGAAGGCAUCAGAGGCUCCACACAGGAGAGAAGCCAUAUCAAUGCUUCGAAUGUGGAAAAUGUUUUGCUCAACAGGGACACCUUUGGAGACAUCAUAAAACUCACACAGGGGAGAAAUUAUACAGAUGCCUAGAAUGUGGAAAAUGUUUUGCUGAACAGGGAAACCUUUGGACACAUCAUAAAACCCACACAGGGGAGAAGCCAUAUCAAUGCUUCGAAUGUGGAAAAUGUUUUGCUCAACAGGGAAACCUUUGGAGACAUCAUAAAACCCACACAGGGGAGAAAUUAUACAGAUGCCUAGAAUGUGGAAAAUGUUUUGCUCAACAGAUAAACCUUUGGAGACAUCAUAAAACCCACACAGGGGAGAAACCACAUCAAUGUAUCGAAUGUGGACAAUUUUAUUCUACCACAUCAGAUCUUAGAAGUCAU
This is a messenger RNA of Protobothrops mucrosquamatus (brown spotted pit viper), 1021 nucleotides long. RefSeq names its product gastrula zinc finger protein XlCGF17.1-like. Gene Ontology annotation, biological process: regulation of transcription by RNA polymerase II. NCBI's taxonomy places the organism in Eukaryota, Metazoa, Chordata, Lepidosauria, Squamata, Viperidae. Gene Ontology annotation, molecular function: DNA-binding transcription factor activity, RNA polymerase II-specific; RNA polymerase II cis-regulatory region sequence-specific DNA binding. The annotation marks the transcript as partial. The record is from RefSeq and is a predicted model, not a curated record. The transcript has 2 exons.